UGUGGAAGGUUAAUCAAAACAUUAGUUGCCCAAGUGGUUCGACUUUCCAUUGGAAAAAGACCCACAAAGAUUCUAGUUUUGAAUCACUGGAUCACAAAGCUUCUCAACACCGACAAGCCGGAACAGACACUAAAAGAUAGAUCCCGAUUCACGAGUCGCUUUAUUUCUUCGGUUUAUUGGCUGCACCAAGACAACAGAUAUUCGGCGACCUCCAUAAGGUCCUCUUGCAGCCAUCUGUUUUCACCACCCUUUUGCUCCAAAUGAAGUUUAAAUCCACUAACCGUUCAUUCAAUUCAUACCCAGAUGAAAAUCAUGCAAGUAUUAGGAGAUUGAUGAGGCACACUGAGGAUGAUCACAAGAACCUAUGGGACAAGGAUCCGCUCAGCGAUUUGAAGAACAACCAGGAAAUGAAAUGUGGGUUCAGUUCGAUUCGAGUAAUGGGUAUGUUUGCGGUUUUAAUGAUGUUCAUUUCUGUGGUCUUUUCUGUCUCUGUGGUUCUUAGAGACCCACCAUCCGAUGCUGUAAUUGAAGGUUCAGAUGUGUGGAUUCCUCAGUGGAACUCCGACCCAGUAGAUUCUAAGGAUGGAGAUCUUCAUAGGGAUAUAGAGGCAGUUGAUAAACUGCUUAGUGGCCUUCUUUCUGCCAAACAUGAGGAAGGUUCUUGUCUUAGUAGGUACAAUUCAGCUUCAUAUCAACGCAAGCUGGCGUACCAACCCUCUUCUUACCUGAUCUCCAAAUUGCGGAGUUAUGAAGAUCUUCAUAAGCGUUGUGGAGUCUACACUGAGUCUUACAACAAAACUUUGGAGCAGCUUGGGUCUAAUGGUAGUAGCAGCUCCUCGGACUGUAAAUAUGUUGUGUGGAUUUCCUUCAGUGGAUUAGGGAAUAGAAUACUAACCCUCGCUUCAGCAUUUCUUUAUGCUCUCCUCACAAAUCGGGUUCUACUUGUUGACCCUGGAACUGACAUGGCUGAUCUCUUCUGUGAACCGUUUCCUGAGGUUUCCUGGUUUCUGCCCCAAGAUUUCCCGUUGAAACAUAAAUUCAGCAAAUUCAACCACAACUCUCCUAAUUGCUAUGGGAAAAUAAUGAAGAACAAUAGGAGCACAGAUCCAAGUGGAAUGAUUUUGCCAUCUCUUGUUUAUCUUCAUUUGGUCCAUGAUUAUGAUGAUGAUGACAAGCUUUUUUUCUGUGAUCAACACCAAUCUCUUCUGCACCAAUCCCCUUGGCUUGUUAUGAAAACAGACAACUAUUUUGUCCCCUCUCUCUUUUUGAUCCCAUCAUUCGAGAAAGAACUUCAUGAUCUUUUCCCAAAUAAAGAUACAGUUUUCCACUUCUUGGGUCGAUAUCUGAUUCAUCCCGUGAAUUCAGUUUGGGGACUGAUUACGAGAUAUUAUCAGGCUUACUUGGCUAGAGCUAGUGAAAGAAUAGGCAUUCAGAUUAGAGUGUUUGAUACAGGAACUGGACCUUUUCAACACAUCUUGGAUCAGGUUUUGGACUGUACCCUGAAGGAGAAUCUGUUGCCACAAACGGAAAGGCGAACAAAUGUGGUCGGUCUGGCUAGUAGUCGAAAGUCAAAGGCCGUGCUGAUAACUUCCUUGACCGCUGGUUACUUCGAGAAGUUGAGAGAUAUUUACUGGGAGAAUCCGACGGUGACGGGAGAGAGAGUUAGUUUCUACCAACCAAGUCAUGAGGAACACCAGCAAACUGAGAAGAGUAUACAUAACCAGAAGGCAUUGGCAGAGAUGUAUUUGUUAAGUACAACUAAUGUAGUGGUCACUAGUUCAUGGUCGACCUUUGGAUAUGUGGCUCAAGGUCUUGGCGGUCUGAAACCAUGGAUAUUGUACAAACCCGAGAAUCGUACUGCACCGAAUCCACCCUGCGGUCGAGCCAUGUCCAUGGAGCCCUGUUUCCAUGCACCUCCUUUCUAUGACUGCAAGGCUAAGAAAGGAGUGGACACUGGCAAACUUGUUCCUCAUGUGAGGCAUUGCGAGGACAUGGCCUGGGGGCUUAAGUUGGUUGAUCAACAGGAUUGAUUUUGCUGCUUUUGUUUUGAGAAACUGUUGUACUGAACAAGUUCCCAUUCCAUUAUUGAAUUAGAGAGAUGAAAUAUGUUAGAUUUGCCGAUGUUAAUGAACAUAGUGUGAUGUGGUGCAUAUAUUUUGAU
Cucurbita moschata (crookneck pumpkin) is the source of this 2161-nucleotide messenger RNA. RefSeq names its product galactoside 2-alpha-L-fucosyltransferase-like. NCBI's taxonomy places the organism in Eukaryota, Viridiplantae, Streptophyta, Magnoliopsida, Cucurbitales, Cucurbitaceae. Gene Ontology annotation, molecular function: galactoside 2-alpha-L-fucosyltransferase activity. Gene Ontology annotation, cellular component: Golgi apparatus; membrane. The record is from RefSeq and is a predicted model, not a curated record. The transcript has 2 exons. Gene Ontology annotation, biological process: cell wall biogenesis; xyloglucan biosynthetic process. The coding region runs from base 261 to 2030 and encodes 589 amino acids.